Lathyrus oleraceus (garden pea) is the source of this 564-nucleotide messenger RNA. RefSeq names its product putative protein FAR1-RELATED SEQUENCE 10. Bases 1 to 564 code for a protein of 187 amino acids. The transcript is spliced from 2 exons. NCBI's taxonomy places the organism in Eukaryota, Viridiplantae, Streptophyta, Magnoliopsida, Fabales, Fabaceae. The record is from RefSeq and is a predicted model, not a curated record.
AUGAACAGUUUCGCGGUCCGAAAAGGUCAAGUUAUUAAAAAUCAGAAUGCAGAUGUUAUUCAACAAAUAUUUGUUUGUAACCUUGAAGGAUUUAGGCAAGACAAGGUAGAGCAAAGCAUGCGUGGUCCGAAGAACGAAACCCGAUGUGGAUAUGGAGCAAAAUUUAGGGUACAUAUUGAUAUAAUUUUACAAAGGUGGUACAUCACGGUUUUUACCUUUGAGCACAAUCAUGAAAUGUUAAAAGAGAAGCACUGCAGGUUGUUGGCAGCUAAUAGGAAACUUAGUAAGUCACACAAGAUACAAAUUAAGAAUUUUGGCAAUGCUGGAAUCAAAGUAACUCAAAUGAUUGAUGCAUUUGCGAAUGAUGCAUGGGGAAAGCUUUCAUUUUUUUUAAAACCCAGUUCAAACCCCCAACUUCUUGUGUUUCUUGCCACCUUCAUUAAUCACCAUAACCAGACGGUUAUAUUUGCUACUGCCAUAGUUUCAAAUGAGGUUGAAGGGACAUAUGUAUGGUUGUUGGAGCAGUUAUUGGUUGCAAUGAAAGGCAAUACACCAAUGUUGUAA